Messenger RNA from Medicago truncatula (barrel medic), 2370 nucleotides. Its product is annotated as exocyst complex component EXO70B1. Gene Ontology annotation, biological process: exocytosis. Gene Ontology annotation, molecular function: phosphatidylinositol-4,5-bisphosphate binding. Lineage: Eukaryota; Viridiplantae; Streptophyta; Magnoliopsida; Fabales; Fabaceae. Gene Ontology annotation, cellular component: exocyst. The transcript has a single exon. The record is from RefSeq and is a predicted model, not a curated record. Bases 41 to 2185 code for a protein of 714 amino acids.
GUGAAAGUACUUUCAACUUUAAACACACUUAAGAGAGAACAUGAAGCAUAUUAUAAUCCAAAUUGGGAGAUGCUUGAUGCAUACAAAGGUAUGGACAUUUAUUGGCUUCACUUCAGCUGUUGUUGGAUUGCUUUGUUAUGCUCUCAGUUCUUCCUUUAUCCAUCUAUUUGGAAAUUGGAAUUGGUUGAAGAUAUUCCUUUACGGUGUUUUCUGUCUCAUCAUUUGCUUUCUGAUUUUACUAGCAAUGAUAUGGAACCACUCCAGAUGUUUCAGGUUUCAAGUUCAAUUCGCAUUUUUGGUUUUAACCACCACCUCGGUGUAUUCCUUUUUCUCCGAUAAAAUGAUUAAUGGGAAACCAGAUGCAUAUAGCCUCAUUUCAAGUGCUUCCUUUGCUAUCAUGUCGCUCAGUUUGUCGCGGCAAACUCAGUGCGGAUUUGAGGUGGAUCUUCUUUACUUUUUUCUCGGAUGUUUAAUUGUACAACUAAUGAAGAUUAAAUUGCAGUUAUUCAUUGUUGGAGCUGGUUUCAGUUAUUCCCUUAUUAUUAUUCGUUCUUACUUUCCUUCAACUCCCAUAGAUGUUGGACCAGAAAACGAGUGCCCCGAAAUCCAAGAUGAAAAUUCAGUAGUUCUUCAUGUCAUUUCUCUAGACUUAGCUAGUAAUGACAUCGCUAGCAGCCUGAUGGAACAGCUCAGGACCAGUAUGAAGGCGCUUCAGCUGGAAAAUUUGCAUAUCGUCGACAUGCUUUUGGAGCAGGAAAAGGAAUAUUUUGACAAUGCACCGUCGAUGUUAUCCGAAUGUAGCUUGGAAGGAACGCUCAUGUUGGAAGCGCUGUCGCUGGAAACGGUCAACAACCUUCAGGAAACUGUAAAAUUGAUGUUAAACUCUGGUUUCAACAAGGAGUGCUUAAUUGUGUAUAGCAGUUGCCGGAGGGAAUGCUUAGAGGAGUGCCUGGUAAAACAAUUCUUAAAUUCAGAUAAUCUUACUAUCAAGGAUGUUAACAUGGAAGAUCUCGGACUACGUAUCAAAAGAUGGAUUAAGGCUUUCAAGGUUGCAUUCAAGAUAUUGUUUCCCACCGAGCGGCAACUCUGCGAUAUUGUUUUCUUUGAGUUCUCUGCCAUCUCCGAUAUAUCUUUUACAGAUGUUUGUAGGGAAUUCACCAUUCGAUUGCUGAAUUUUCCCAAUGUCAUAGCGAAUGAUCAAAGCAAUACGACACUGUUGUUUAGAAUGCUCGACAUGUAUGAAACAUUGCAUGACCUAAUUCCGAAUUUCGAGUCUCUGUUUUGUGAUCAAUACAGUGUGUCACUAAGGAAUGAAUUAAACACAGUUUUAAAGAAAUUGGGAGAAACAAUAGUGGGCACUUUAAGGGAGUUUGAAAAUACAAUUCGCAGCAAAGGUCCCGGGAACGCGCCAUUUUUUGGUGGCCAGCUUCACCCCCUUGUCCGUUUCGUCAUGAAUUUCCUAACCUGGAUAUGUGACUAUCGUGAGAUAUUAGAGCAGGUGUUUGAAGAUCAUGGACAUGUGUUGCUGGAAUACACCAAGCAUGAUGAUACUGUACCCUCUUCUUCUUCUUCUUCUUCUUCUUCUUCUUCUUCUUCUUCACUGCAGAUGGAACGGAUUAUGGAGGUGUUGGAGAGUAAGUUGGAAGCUAUGUUCAAUAUCUUUAAUGACCCUACUUUGGGUUAUGUUUACUUAAUGAAUAGCAGCAGGUACAUAAUUAUAAAGACGAUGGAAAAUGAAUUAGGAACUCUUUUAGGGGAUGGUAUGUUGCAAAGACACAGCGCGAAAUUACGAUACAACUUUGAGGAAUAUAUCAGAAGCUCGUGGGGUAAGGUGCUGGAAUUUCUAAGGCUGGACAACAAUCUAUUAGUGCAUCCUAAUAUGGUUGGGAAGUCAAUGAAGAAGCAGCUCAAAUCUUUCAACAAACUGUUUAAUGAAAUAUGCAAAGCUCAAUCCUUGUGGUUUAUCAUGGACGAAACGUUAAAGGAAGAAAUAAUAGUUUACCUUGGGGAAAACUUGUUGCCAGCUUAUACAAACUUCAUUCGGAAGUUACAUAUUGUUCUAAAACUGGAAGUUAAAAAGCCCCCUGAUGGAUACAUUGAGUAUGAAACGAAAGAUAUUAAAGCAAUACUCAACAAUAUGUUUAAGAUAUACCGUCCAUCAAGUUGUGGCCGAAAACGAGGUUAAAGCGGCAUGCUAUUGUGUGUGUAUUUAUUUAUUGUGUAAUUGAAAUACAAAGUUGCUUUGAUGUAUUCACUAAAACAGGAAAUAGAUUUUUAUCAGGUUUUCAACACCGGCCUAAGAUGCCUGAUUGGAUGUGAUACUUUUUGAGACGGUUUUUUCAACCGGUAACAUGUUUUAAUUUGGGUUGA